Molecule: messenger RNA, 1074 nt
Organism: Lasiodiplodia theobromae
Lineage: Eukaryota; Fungi; Ascomycota; Dothideomycetes; Botryosphaeriales; Botryosphaeriaceae
Product: Mitochondrial ribosomal small subunit component protein
Exons: 2
Coding region: 1-1074 (357 amino acids)
Biological process (GO): mitochondrial translation
Cellular component (GO): mitochondrial small ribosomal subunit
Molecular function (GO): structural constituent of ribosome
Source: RefSeq, a predicted model, not a curated record
AUGGCCUCCGCCGCCAAGCGCCUGGCUUUCCACGCCCGUGCGGCUCGCUCCUCUCCUCUGCGCAUAUCGCAACGAUGCCAGCGCGAUGCGCCCGCGCCGUGGCAGCCCCAGCGAUACUUCUCUAUCACCCCAGCUCCGCGCGCCAAGAAGGAUGAGGACGCCGACGGCGAGGGCGACAAGGAGGAGGCCGUUGAUCACCAAUUCGAGGAGCUGAAGCGCGUGCUGGGCGACGAUAUACCCACCAAGGGCCAGGCUCUGCACCAGAUUCUACAAGGCGUCGAUCCCGCCCUUCUGGCCGGCCAUGUCGAGAAACGAGAGAAUCGCCCGCGCGAAGGCUUCUGGAACGAGGGCGAACCCGACAUGGGCGAGGACGAGGAGUGGCAUGGAGACGACAUCACCUCGACUGGUCAUGCCGAGCUGGAGCAGCACCGCGAGAUCCGCGAGUACAUGCGCAUCGCCGCUUGGGAGAUGCCGCUGCUAGCGAAGUACGCAAAGCCCUUCCAGCCCCCGACCAGCGAAACCCCCCUCCGCUUCCGCUACACCACAUACAUGGGCGAGCACCAUCCCGCAGAGCGCAAGGUCGUUGUCGAGUUCAGCGUCCCCGAUCUCCCCAACCUUACCCAGGUCCAGCGUGACAAGCUCAUCAAGCUGGCCGGUCCCCGCUACAACCCCGACACUCAGGUUGUCAAGAUGAGCGCCGAGCACUUCGAGACUCAGGCCCAGAACAAGCGCUACUUGGGAGACGUCAUUCGCGACCUGCUCAACGAGGCCAGAAAUCCCAAAGACACCUUCGCUGAUGUGCCCUUCGAUUUCCGCCACCACAAGCCCAAGGUCUUCCACCACUUUCCCAAGGAGUGGGCCAUGACGCCCGAGCGCAAGAAGUACCUGGACCAGAGGCGGCAGGAGAGGCUCCAGAUCGACCAGCAGAGACAGGAAGAUGGCACACUAAUUGAUGGAAAUGCCGUGAUUGCCGAGUCUUUAUCAGUCCCCAUCUUCGAGACGCCCGAGCCGCUACAGGUGCAAUCGGGCAAGACUCCGUCCAAGAGAAAACAAACUUUCAACGUCAAGGCAUGA